This is a messenger RNA of Phyllostomus hastatus (greater spear-nosed bat), 3672 nucleotides long. RefSeq names its product PPFIA binding protein 2 (gene PPFIBP2). Gene Ontology annotation, cellular component: presynaptic active zone. The record is from RefSeq and is a predicted model, not a curated record. Lineage: Eukaryota; Metazoa; Chordata; Mammalia; Chiroptera; Phyllostomidae. The transcript has 25 exons. Gene Ontology annotation, molecular function: protein binding. Gene Ontology annotation, biological process: neuromuscular junction development. Bases 318 to 3122 code for a protein of 934 amino acids.
AAGGGUGUCGGAGGGGUCCGGGAGCGACAGGGGGCGGUCCCAGGGGAAGGAAGGCGGGGGAAGCGGGUGCUCCGGGACGAGCCUCCCGUGGGUCCCCGCCCCCGUCACGUGGGCUCCAGACCCGGCGGCCGCCGCCGGUCAGUCCGCGCGUAGGUCGGUCGGUCAGUUGGUCGGUGGGUCAGUGGCCUGCAGUUCGGCUCUCAACUCUCAUGUUCGGAAGUGGGAGGGACCCGGGAGCGGUCCGCACACCUGAGCCGCCCGGAGAGGAACGCUUCACGCAGUAAGAGAAGGAGGAGACUGAGCCUGGAGAAGGAGUCAUGGCUUCUGAGGCCAGCCAUGCACUGGAAGCUGCCCUGGAGCAGAUGGACGGGAUCAUCGCAGGUACGAAAACGGGUGCAGAUAUUAGUGACAGUACCUGUGAUCCUGGAUUGACCUCGCCGGCCUCCUACUUGAAUCCCUUCCCAGUGCUCCAUCUCGUUGAGGACCUGAGGCUGGCCCUGGAGAUGCUGGAGCAUCCUCAGGAGAGAGCAGCGCUCCUGAGCCAGAUCCCGGGCCCCACAGCUGCCUACAUAAAGGAGUGGUUCGCAGAGAGCUUGUCCCAGGUAAAUCACCACAGUGCUGCUAGUAAUGAAACAUACCAGGAACGCUUGGCACGUCUAGAAGGAGAUAAGGAGUCCCUCAUAUUACAGGUGAGUGUCCUCACAGACCAAGUGGAAGCCCAAGGAGAGAAGAUUCGGGACCUGGAAGUAUGUCUCGAAGGACACCAGGUGAAACUCAAUGCUGCUGAAGAGAUGCUUCAACAGGAGCUGAUGAGUCGCACAUCUCUUGAGACUCAGAAGCUCGAUCUGAUGACUGAAGUGUCUGAGCUGAAGCUCAAGCUGGUUGGCAUGGAGAAGGAGCAGAGAGAGCAGGAGGAGAAGCAGAGAAAAGCAGAGUCAGUUCUGAAUGUGAUCAGUGAGCUGCAGGAGCAGAUGUGUAGGCUGCAGCUGGACAUCCACAGGCAGAUUCAAGAGCGCCUCUUACUCAGUAGGGACCACCCUGAGGAGGUGGCUGCCGGCGACGGUGUGGCUGAGCCCCAGGCCUGCAGCCAGGACUGUGCCCGUUGGGAGGGGUCACCUGAGUUACUGCAAGAGCUCAAGCACCUCAAAAUCAAGGUGGAAGAGUUGGAAAAUGAACGGAAUCAGUAUGAGUGGAAGCUGAAGGCCACUAAGGCUGAGGUGGCCCAACUGCAAGAGCAGGUGGCCCUGAAAGAUGCAGAAAUUGAGCGUCUGCACAGCCAGCUCUCCCGGACUGCAGCUUUCCACAGUGAUCAUGUAGAGAAAGACCAAGAAAUUCAACGUCUGAAAAUUGGGAUGGAAACUUUACUUAUUGCCAAUGAAGAUAAGGACCGUCGGAUAGAGGAGCUCACAGUGCUGUUAAACCAGUACCGAAGGGUGAAGGAGAUCGUGCUGGCAACUCAAGGGCCUUCAGAGAGAAGUCUUUCAAUCAAUGAGGAAGAGCUGGAAGGAAGUUUCAGAAAACGGAAUACUACAAAUAAAGGUCCCGAGGAAUUAUUUAAACCAGAGUUGCCUCCAAGAUGUAGCUCUCCCAUAGGGGAGCCACCUCCGCUUCCACAGAAAUCACUGGAAACCAGGGCUCUGAAGAAACACUCCUGCAGUCUAGAAGACUUGAGAAGUGACUCUGUGGAUAAGUGUGCUGAUGGGAACAAACUCUCCCCAGUGGGAGAGCCCAAGGACAGCCCUUUCCCGGCGGAGCACAAAUACCCCACGUUGCCUGGGAAGCUUUCAGGAGCCAUGCCCAAUGGAGAUGCUGCCAAAUCUACUCCCCUUGCCUCUCAGCCUGACCCCACAGGAAACAGCCUGCUGAGGCUAAGAGACACAGAAAGUGGUUGGGACGACACUACUAUGGCCAAUGACUUCUCCUCCACGUCGUCUGGCACCGAGUCGGGCCCCCAGUCUCCCCUGACACCAGAGGGUAAACGGAGCCCCAAAGGCAUCAGGAAAUUCUGGGGAAAAAUCCGGAGAACUCAGUCAGGAAAUUUCAACACUGAUGCCCCAGGGGUGGCAGAAUUUCGACGAGGAGGGCUCCGGGCAACUGCAGGGCCAAGACUCUCUAGGACCAGAGACCCGAAGGGUCAGAAAAGUGACGCCAAUGCCCCCUUCGCCCAGUGGAGCACAGAACGCGUGUGUGCAUGGCUGGAGGACUUCGGCCUGGCUCAGUACGUGAUCUUUGCCAGGCAGUGGGUGACUUCUGGCCACACUUUACUGACAGCUACCCCUCAGGACAUGGAAAAGGAGCUAGGAAUUAAGCACCCUCUUCAUAGGAAGAAGCUGGUUUUAGCAGUAAAAGCCAUUAACACAAAGCAGGAGGAGAAGUCUGCACUUCUAGACCACAUUUGGGUGACACGUUGGCUUGAUGAUAUUGGCUUACCCCAGUACAAAGACCAGUUUCAUGAAUCCAGAGUUGACGGGCGCAUGCUGCAAUACUUAACUGUGAAUGAUCUACUCUUCUUAAAAGUCACCAGCCAACUACAUCAUCUCAGCAUCAAAUGUGCCAUUCACGUGCUGCACGUCAACAAGUUCAACCCCCACUGCCUGCACCGGCGGCCAGCCGAUGAGAGUAACCUUUCUCCUUCAGAAGUUGUGCAGUGGUCCAACCACAGGGUGAUGGAGUGGUUGCGAUCCGUGGACCUGGCAGAGUAUGCACCCAACCUCCGUGGGAGUGGUGUCCAUGGAGGUCUCAUCAUCCUGGAGCCACGCUUCACGGGCGACACCCUGGCUAUGCUUCUCAAUAUCCCACCACAAAAGACGCUUCUCAGACGCCACCUAACUACCAAAUUCAAUGCUCUGAUUGGUCCUGAGGCUGAACAGGAAAAACGAGAGAAAAUGACCUCACCAGCUUACACCCCACUGACCACCACAGCCAAAGUGCGGCCAAGGAAACUUGGAUUUUCACAUUUUGGAAACAUAAGAAAAAAGAAGUUCGAUGAAUCGACGGACUACAUUUGCCCGAUGGAGCCCAACGACAGCGUUCCUGACAGGGUCUACGGUGGCUACCGGGGCCUUAGCCCACUCGAUGCCCCUGAAGUGGAUGGACUGGACCAGGUGGGACAGAUUAGCUGAUGCCUGUCACCCAUCCUGUCUGUGCACCCUGAGAAUGCACAGUAACACCGUGUGUGUCACCGUAUAACUGCAUCGCAUCCCCUGCACAUGUGCAUGACUCUCGGAGGACAGUGCAGCCGCUAUGCACCCUGGGGCCAGUCUUUCUCCGAACCCCGAGGGUGGCCAGGGCAUGGAGUUACGCCUUUGCUGAGGGGCCAGACUUUGGGAACUGCUGCCAAAGGUGGACUCAGGAGGAGAGACCCUUAAAGAUGCUUGUACAUUUUUAGUGAUUCUUUAUGUCCAUCUUCAGCACCAGUGGAAAUGUGCGAGUCUGGACACAGGUCCAGAGACCGUGGGCAAUCCCCAGAGGCUCAGCUCUCAGGCCCCCCGCUGUGCUUCAGCUGAGGGCCAAUCUCAAGUGCCUUAGGCCUCGGGCCACGGAGUCUUGGCUGAGAUCACAGGGACAGCAGCAGGGUUUUCUGCCGCAGUGACAGUGUAACUGUGUUGUGCCUUCCGACACAGGUGGUCGCUUCCUUCUAGUAAUAAAAGCAGUAUUUAUGUAGAAAGCAAA